Messenger RNA from Rana temporaria (common frog), 1814 nucleotides. RefSeq names its product essential meiotic structure-specific endonuclease 1 (gene EME1). The record is from RefSeq and is a predicted model, not a curated record. The transcript has 8 exons. NCBI's taxonomy places the organism in Eukaryota, Metazoa, Chordata, Amphibia, Anura, Ranidae. Gene Ontology annotation, biological process: resolution of meiotic recombination intermediates; replication fork processing; double-strand break repair. The coding region runs from base 75 to 1367 and encodes 430 amino acids. Gene Ontology annotation, molecular function: DNA binding; nuclease activity. Gene Ontology annotation, cellular component: Holliday junction resolvase complex; nucleus.
CUAGCCAACUCGUCUGAAACGCCAACACGUCACUUCCGGUUUAACACCAGCGCCAAAUUUGAAGCGCAGCAAGCAUGAGCUCCGAGUCCAGCGACAGCGAGGACCUGCCCCGCCUACCCUUCCUGGCCUCCUCCUCCACCGCAGCAGCCCGGCGCCCCGUCGCAGCGCAGACGAUCAGCAGCAGCGACAGCGAGCAGGAGGUGGAGGAGCUCCCUCUGUUCCGGCGAUUGGCUGCCCCGCCGUCACGUGCCGCCCCAGCUCCGCGAGGGCACUCAGCCCGCCCACCCGGGUCACGUGGGGCUAAGAGAGGCGGCGGAGGCGGCGCCCCCUCCUCCAGAGCUCCUCCGACCAAGAGCGCAGCGUCACGUGACCCCGCCGGAGCGCCUCAGUCCAAGAAAGCCAAGAAAUGUCCAGAGAGCCUAGAAGUGCACAUAGACGCCGGUCUCUUGCAGGACGGCUCUGGAGGAGGACAAGUGCUGAACGCUCUGCAGGCUCAGGAGUAUAAGUGUGUGAUCCAGUCCCAGCCGGUGGCACGGAGUAUUACCUGGAGCAGGUCCGGGGAAGACGGCAAUGGAGAAGCCUUCUGCCAGGAAGAGGCAGAGAUGUUGGUCCUUGUCCCUGGAGAAGCCUUUAUUUCCAUGGUCCAAGCCAGUAAAACGGAGGCACACUUUACCCAGAGCACGGGCACCUUAAGAGGCUUUGUGUCCCACAUCAUGGCAAGCAAGUCACGUGUCAUCCCCUCACUUGUGAUCAUGGAGAUGGAGAAGUAUUUCAGAGAUCAGAAGACAAAAGGUAAGAAGACCGUCCGAGGAGAAGGGGCGAAAGAAAGGAAACGCAAACAAAAAGAUCUGCAAGAACUGCCCAAACUUAGCAGAGUAGAUGUGGAGGAGACUCUGUUGGUCUUGCAGCUACAAAUGAAUGUCCACGUCUGGUUCCUGGAGACCUGGAAGGAAUUCUCAGACUUUGUCUGCAUGUUUAGCAAAUCUCUAGCGGAGGCUCCAACCAAGAGGCAACGAGACAACACCUCCUUCUCCUUCUACAUGGACGGUGAUUGGGCAGGAGGGGUGCGUGUGGAGAAAUGUGGGAAAGGUCUGCUGGAUGUGUGGAAAAGGCAGAUUCAGCAGUUCAAUAGAGUGGGUGUGGAAGUUGCCAGUGCGGUGGUGGCCGCCUAUCCCUCGCCACAGUUACUGAUAAAAGCCUAUCGCCACUGUCAGACCAACGCAGAGCGACACGGCCUCUUGAGUGAUAUCCUUGUGCGGCGGGGAGAAGGAGUCACGUCUACGUCCCGGCGCGUUGGACCAGAAUUAUCCAAACGGAUCUACCUGCAGUUUACAAGCUUGCAGCCAGAGCUGUCACUUGACUUAUGAUUGCUGCACUUUGCACAUAUUUUACUGUGCCCUUCAGUAUUUCUAUAAUGAGCUUUGUUUAAUAAGGCAAAGAGCACCAUGCAGUAAUCUGUGGCAGCGGACUUUUCAUUGGUUGUCUACACAACAAUCUUAUUGGUUUACAAAGUAGAACAUUGCUUUCUGGCUCCUUUGCCAUACAAAGUGCAGGUACAGCACUCUCAUAUUCCUGAAGGGAACAGCUACCUGCCACCAAUGGCCUCUCAAGGCCGGUCAGGCAGCCGGCGGAUCACAUUUAUAUUGUAACUCCCAAUACUACUCUGGUCAUCUUGUGUCUUCCUUCCCUGAACAUUCAGUGCUUUGUAUCUGGGAAAUGAACCUUGUCAUGGUACACACUGCAGAUUCCUGAUUUGGUAUCAGAUGUAAAUACUGUUGAAUAAAAGUGAAACGUAUUAUUUUGUAGCAAUCGCA